AUGUGGAGGGCGCUGCCGCGGCGCGCCAGCUUCGCCCGCGGGGCCUUCUGGCUUUGCCGCGAGUCCCAGCGCCAGAAGCCGCUUGUCCAGGACCCCUUCGCCUGCCUGCUGUCGGAUGCGUUGCUGUCUGACGCGGAAAGGCAGUUGGCCGAGACCGCUGAGACGCAGGAGGAGGCCGUGGCUGUGACGCACACUGCCUUUGUGGACCGCCUCUUGCUGGAUUCUGUCUCCAAGCGGGUGCGACAGGUGGUGUUGUGGCCCUCCGGCGUGGAUACACGCGCCUUCCGCUUGCAGCUCCCACCGCAGCUCCGGAUUUUCGAAGUAGAUGAGGCCAAAGUGCACGAGGCCAAAGCCACAGUCCUGGACGCCGCGGGGGCGCGCCCGCGGGCGCUGCUGCGGAGGCUCUGGCCGGAGCAGCUGGAGCAAGUCUUGGAUCGCAGGAAGCCUUGCCUCUUCAUCUUAGAUGGCAAGCCUCAAGACGCCACAACUGCCGACUUUCUCCAUGAGCUGGCUCCGGAUGGGAGCACUUUGGUUGCUCAGAUCCGGCCACCAGUUCCUGAAGGGGUGGAGGCCGCCAGCUCGGAGCUGGCGGAGCAGCUGCGCAGCUGGCGGAACCUGCAGAAAGUGCCGGACCUCGCGUUGAAGGGCCUCUUCCAGGACAGGGCACCAGCGCCGGGCAAGGGGGUGCUGCUGGUGGCGGAGAAGGGCAUGCCGGAGGCGCCGCAGAGGCCAAGCGUCGCCAAUGCCACACGCAAGGAUGGAGCGCCGAUGUCAUCCUAUGGCUGGCGAGGAGAUUGA
Molecule: messenger RNA, 798 nt
Organism: Effrenium voratum
Lineage: Eukaryota; Dinophyceae; Suessiales; Symbiodiniaceae
Source: the annotation of a GenBank genome assembly